UUAUCCAACACACAGAUGAAGAACUUCACCACUUCACAUCAGCAAUCAUUCCAUGUUUAGCAGUGGUGCAGUGAAGGCGUAAUCAAUGCGUAAAGGUGAUAAGGAUUUGUAAUAUUUCAUUGCUGAGCAGAGUGACAUUAAGAAAUCAAACCAUGAAUUGGCCACUGAUAAGUGUCUUAAUGCUGUCCAGUGUUUUGUGUACGUCGUCUCAAUCGCUAGGGCCCAACCGUAUAGCUUGUGGCAAACGUAGAGUAAAGACAAUUCAUCUGAUACACAAAGGUGUUGACGCGAAGCCAGGCCACUGGCCAUGGCAUGCCGCCAUCUUCCAUCGUGUGCGUGGUAAGCUGGAGUAUGCUUGCGGUGGAUCAAUCAUAGACGAGGAAACUAUUCUCACGGCCGCUCACUGUGUCUUCCUUGAGAAUGGGCCUAUCCCAGAGAACCGGAUAUUGGUGCGUGUGGGUGCUCUUCAUCUAACCGAGGAGAGUGAAUACGUGCAAGAACACUCGGUGGAUGAGGUGAUAGCCCAUCCAGGGUACAACGCGAGCAGAUUUAUGAACGAUAUUGCCCUGUUGAAGCUGACCAACAACAUCACAAUGACGCAGUUCGUUCAGCCGGUUUGCCUGUGGACGAUGGAUGACGGUCAGGAGAUGAUCGUGGGUAAGAAUGGUAGUUUGGUAGGGUUUGGACUAAACGAACAAGAUGUUGUGUCUGACGAGCUGAAGCAGGCAACGAUCGGUGUGGUGGACGCAUUAACAUGCAUCAAAAGUGAUCGAGUAUCGUACGCUAAUCAGCUUACUUCGGAGAUGUUCUGUGCAGGAGGACAGCAGGGAGUUAGCGCAUGCAAUGGUGACAGCGGCGGAGGUUUAUUCUUCAACGUGGAAGGCAAAUGGUUCGUGCGUGGCAUCGUUUCGUUUAUUCCUUUCCGAAGAGGAACGAAGCUUUGCGAUCCCACGAAGUAUACUGCCUUCACCGAUGUUGCAAAGUACAUGGGAUGGAUCGAGCUAUUCGUUAAUCCGCGUGUGCUAUUGUUUGACACUAACGAACUGGAGGUGGAUUACGAAGAAAAGCUUCCUCUGUUUAACCUUAACACUUGUGGAACUCAUGCCGAAACAUUUGCCGCUAAUGGAAAACCGACGCCUCUACCUUGGCUAGGAAUGGCCGUAACGAAUGUUCCGGAAAUUAAGUGCUACGUCACGUUGAUAAACGAAUGGUAUGCUGUAGGUGCAGCAAGCUGCUUCAAAGAGGGUGGCAAAGAUUUGCGCAUUUUGCUAGGCGGACAGUCAGAGCUACACGAGCGGAAAUGUUUCGAACGGAAUGGAGUUACGGUGUGUGCCAAUCCAACACAACUUCGAAAUAUUCAACGUGUGAUCAUCCAUCCCAGAUUUACCAUUAACGCCAUUAACAACGAUAUAGCACUGAUCGAGCUUCGAGAUCCCGCAGACACUACGCAGCCGAAUGUGAAACCCAUCUGUUUGCCAGUUACGCCGGCUCUGUACACAAAUCUAACGACUAAUUUGUCAGUGAUGUCCUACUCCUUGGAUGAAGGUCGUUACAGAGACCAGAUCGUAAACUACGUGGAUUUGAGGUUGUGUACAAAAGCAUUCGUAACGUCAGGGCUGCCAGUAGAAGAGAAGAGCCUUUGUGUGGUAGUUCCAGAUGAGGAUGUCCCGAAGUGUGCUUCCAUAGGUAGAGGAGCACCACUUCAGGAGCGAAUUAUGUUCGGUGCUGACGAGCGAUACAUAUUACGAGGCUUAGACAUACUAGGACUCACCUGCACAGGUGUAACGAGUAUACUGAAUGCCUAUAUUGAUCUGUAUGGUUAUCUUGAUUGGAUGCUGUACAACAUGAAACAUCAUGUAGCACGAAACAUCGAAGCGGAAGCAGCGAAUGCCACUUUAGACGAAUGGAUCAAGUUGCAGCACGAACCGGGCAAGGAGAAGUUGAAAUUGUUCAACAUGGAUACCUGUGGAUUAAAUGUAGUUACUGCUAGUUCAACUAUCAUACCCUGGAUCGGGACAUUAAAAGCUAUAAAAAAUGCAACGACUCUGUUGCCUCCUCUUGGGCGGUCAGUGGUUAAAGCAGAGGAAAAUGCAAGUAUAGUAGUGCUUAUUAGCGACCGAUAUGCGUUAGCUCCGGCUCAUGUUUUUAGUGAAGCGGCAUCUUGGCGAUCCAUUAUUAUAGGCAACACAGCUUACGAUCCGCUAGUAGAAAUUGGAUGUGUGUUUCAAAAAUGUGAUCCUGCGUACCAGGAGGUGCAAAUAAAAAAUAUUACUAUACAUCCAGGCUACAACUCAACUACAAAUAUGCAUAAUCUCGCUCUAAUUGAGCUCCUAGAGUCAGCCAACACUACAAAACAAUUCAUCAGUCCCAUCUGUAUGCCUCUGACGGAGAAACUUCGCAAUAGUACACCAUUUGAAUUGAUAGUGCCGUUGUAUAUUUAUCAACAGCAAAGUAGUGCAUUGUUACCUCUUGAUCUAUUGAACUGCCAGGAACGAUUCGCACAGGAGAGUUACUUAGUGACGUUGACCGAUCAUUUGCGCUGUGCCGUGUUGGAUAAAGACUAUGGUGAAGCAGCAACGGUGAAAUCGGGCGCUCCAUUACAAACAUUGUUGCAGAUUGGAGAGAAGCAGCAUUACUUUCUUGGGGGUAUAAACAGCUUCAAAGACUUGGUUAACUACCACAAUCCCAACUAUCCGUAUCUGUUCACGGACAUCAAUCCGUAUCUCGAUUGGAUUCUGGAAAACAUGCAGCUUCAUGAUCGUGAUACUCCGUCUACCAAUCUCCAAUCAUCGGAAUUGAUCCGUGUGGAUCGUAUGCCAGUGCGGAAAACAUCGAAAGGAAGACUUUUCAAUUUUAACACAUGUGGCAUAUACACAAAAAGUACGACGCCGGACGCAGUCUAUGAAACAGAGCCUUGGGCAGGAUUCGUACAAGCCUGGAACCCAAUGUACAAUUUCACUAGCUUUGACAGAUGUGCCGUGGUGCUGAUUAGCGAGUGGUACGCUGUGGGAAUCGCGAGUUGCUUACAGCAAGAAAAAAAGUAAGUAUCGCACGAGAUUUCAAGUUUGCAGUACUUAUGUGAUCUUUUGUUGCAGACUAUUCGUUCAGUUUGGCGGAUACAUUAAUCCAACCGACGAGAAUGGUUACGAAUAUGACGGAAUGAAGUUUUCCCGACCGGCAACCCACACGGUACCAAUAGAAAAG
Messenger RNA from Anopheles funestus (African malaria mosquito), 3204 nucleotides. RefSeq lists its product as uncharacterized. Lineage: Eukaryota; Metazoa; Arthropoda; Insecta; Diptera; Culicidae. The transcript has 4 exons. Gene Ontology annotation, biological process: proteolysis. The record is from RefSeq and is a predicted model, not a curated record. Gene Ontology annotation, molecular function: serine-type endopeptidase activity. The coding region runs from base 153 to 3044 and encodes 963 amino acids.